Molecule: messenger RNA, 942 nt
Organism: Vombatus ursinus (common wombat)
Lineage: Eukaryota; Metazoa; Chordata; Mammalia; Diprotodontia; Vombatidae
Product: olfactory receptor 1N2-like
Exons: 1
Coding region: 1-942 (313 amino acids)
Biological process (GO): G protein-coupled receptor signaling pathway
Cellular component (GO): membrane
Molecular function (GO): G protein-coupled receptor activity; olfactory receptor activity
Source: RefSeq, a predicted model, not a curated record
AUGGAAAUAGAAAAUCAGACCAUUGUCUCUGAAUUCCUCCUCCUGGGAUUCUCUGAAGAACCAGAGCAACAACCAAUUCUUUUUGGGCUAUUCCUGAUCAUGUACCUGGUCAGUGUGGUAGGAAAUCUUUCCAUCAUCUUGGCAAUUGGCUCAGACUCAUAUCUGCACAGUCCUAUGUACUUCUUUGUGGCAAACCUGUCCUUUGCUGAUAUCUGUUUUAUCUCUACCACUGUCCCCAAGAUGCUGGCAAACAUCUGGACCCAGAGUCAGAGGAUAUCCUAUGAAGGCUGUCUGACUCAGAUGCAUUUCUUCAUGACAUUUGGGGCCCUUGAUGAUUUUCUUCUGGGAGUAAUGGCAUAUGACCGUUAUAUAGCCAUCUGCCAGCCCCUCCACUAUGCCACGGUCAUGAAGUCUGGAAUUUGUGUUCUAUUGCUAGCUGUGUGCUGGAUUCUUACCAGCUCUGCUGCCUUUUUACACACUUUCCUCAUGGCUGGCUUGACUUUCUGUGCAGAGAAUAGCAUUCCCCACUUCUUCUGUGACUUGACCCCUUUGCUCUCACUCUCCUGCUCAAACACUAGCACUAACCAGUUGAUGUUGUAUAUUGUGGGAUCAAUGGUCCUCACUGCUCCUCUAAUUCUCAUUGUUAUCUCCUAUGUCUGCAUCAUCUCUGCCAUUCUAAGAAUACCAUCUAACUCUGGAAGGUGGAAAGCCUUUUCUACCUGUGGUUCACAUCUCACUGUGGUUUCCCUAUUCUAUGGGGCAGCUAUUGGGGUCUAUCUGUGCCCACUGUCCUCACGUUCUGCUGGGAAAGACAGAAUUGCUGCUGUUCUAUAUACUGUGGUCACUCCUAUGUUGAACCCUUUCAUAUAUAGCUUGAGGAACAGGGACAUGAAGGGGGCUUUGGGGAAACUCCUCCUUAGUAAGAAAGCACUGUCUUAUUAG